AUUAUUUAUCGAUAGUCUAGCAGCCCUGGCUGACGUGCAUAAUGUGUUGAGAAAAAAGUCAGUUUAAUAUAAUUGAAAUACAGAAGCGUUUCAUAUUGUUUUUGUAUGCUGCCGCCGCUUAGCUGCAAUAUAAAUAUAUAAAUAUCAUUAAUCUAGCCCAGCGUCAUUGAACUGCGCGUUAUUUACGCAACAACAACAGCACAAACUAACAACAAUCAACAACUAGAAACCAGCAACUGAACAACAACAACAAAUCCCACAAUCAUGGCGAACAUGGCCGUAUCACGUAUCAAGCGCGAAUUUAAAGAAGUUAUGCGCAGCGAGGAGAUCGUUCAGUGCUCGAUCAAAAUUGAGCUGGUCAACGACAGCUGGACAGAGCUGCGCGGCGAGAUCGCCGGCCCGCCAGACACACCCUACGAGGGCGGCAAGUUUGUGCUGGAAAUCAAAGUACCCGAAACAUACCCAUUCAAUCCACCAAAAGUUCGUUUUAUAACACGUAUAUGGCAUCCGAACAUCUCGUCGGUGACCGGAGCCAUUUGCCUGGACAUACUGAAGGACAAUUGGGCCGCUGCGAUGACAUUGCGCACCGUGCUAUUGUCGCUGCAGGCACUGCUGGCCGCCGCCGAGCCAGACGAUCCGCAGGACGCCGUUGUCGCCUACCAGUUCAAGGAUAAGCACGAACUGUUUGUGCUGACCGCCCGACACUGGACCAACGCGUAUGCCGGCGGACCGCACACGUUUCCCGAUUGUGAUUCAAAGAUACAGCGUCUCAAGGACAUGGGCAUCGAUGAGCACGAUGCGCGCGCCGUGCUCUCCAAGGAGAACUGGAAUCUGGAGAAGGCGACCGAGUGCCUAUUCAGUUAGCUUCGCAGUCAACCGUACGCAGCAACAAUAAAAAGAAUAAGAACAACAACAACAACAACUAAAUCAGAAGCCGCAGCAAAACAUCAGCAACAAGAACUUCAAGUUAAGGAGCAGCAGUAGCAAAUUCAAUAAGAGCAUUCUCAAUUCAAUCAAUCAGUUCGUUUAGGAUCAAUCAAUCAAUCAAUCAGCUAAUCACAGCAAUCCAAAUUUUAGUACUGUUAGCCAAAAGCUGCACCCCCACACCCCUCCCUCCCACCUUCCUAACUUUACCAAACCCACGCAAAUCACAAUCACAACAUCGAUAAACGAAAACAAUUGGCAGAGUCCAACACACACACACACACACACACACAGCCACACACGCACACCCAAACAUUAUUUAUUGAAAUUUUUAAUUUGUUUUGUUUAUUUCCAAAUCCAUUUACUGUGUAAUUUGAAAGUUUUGCGCCCAAGCCGGUUCUCACUUGCCAACAAUAAUCCCAAUUUCACGUAAGGUUUUUUUUUUCUCCAAAAAAAAAAUAUAUAUAUAUAUGCAAUUCAUUAAAUAAAAGUGAGUACCGGUACUGGCCCCCACA
This is a messenger RNA of Drosophila virilis, 1439 nucleotides long. It is a transcript of the gene Ubc4, whose product is annotated as ubiquitin conjugating enzyme 4. The record is from RefSeq and is a predicted model, not a curated record. NCBI's taxonomy places the organism in Eukaryota, Metazoa, Arthropoda, Insecta, Diptera, Drosophilidae. Gene Ontology annotation, molecular function: protein binding.